This is a messenger RNA of Penicillium arizonense, 1596 nucleotides long. RefSeq lists its product as uncharacterized. Bases 1 to 1596 code for a protein of 531 amino acids. Gene Ontology annotation, molecular function: transcription cis-regulatory region binding; DNA-binding transcription factor activity. Lineage: Eukaryota; Fungi; Ascomycota; Eurotiomycetes; Eurotiales; Aspergillaceae. Gene Ontology annotation, biological process: positive regulation of transcription by RNA polymerase II. The transcript is spliced from 4 exons. Gene Ontology annotation, cellular component: nucleus. The record is from RefSeq and is a predicted model, not a curated record.
AUGCCCAGAAAACCCACGCCGGCAGCCAAGCAGCGCGUGAUGAGCAGAAGCCCAGAUGUGCGAAUUUUUGUUGAUGACUCGCCUCUUGCAGCUGGGAGUAAAGAAAAAUCGAAGGAGCAGCAGCCUCCACCAGAUGAGGCACAGAACAAUCCUGCGUUCGCUGAUGGUCUGCAGUCAUCAGUUGGAAGCCAUGAUGACACGGGAGAUGGUCGGGCUUUUGAAUUUCAAAGCAUUUUAUCGGCCGACGUGCCGAGUGUUGAUUUCUCAGAACCUCCAAUUCCAUAUAUUGGAAGACGGAGCACGCCAGAUGCCCGGUUCAUGACUAGUCCUCCCUACUUUAGACAUGUGGGUUCUGUUCCUAGUUCACAGACAAUUGAGCGCCGGGGGCUACUCGCAAAUGGAAGCCAAGAAACCGAUCUGCUGCGACAUUUCCGUUAUCAUGUUGGUCCGUGGAUUGACACCGGAGAUCCUGAGCUCCCAUUCGGACUUCAAGUGUUGCUACUUUCGCGGACGAAUCGGGCUUUACAAGCUGCGGUGCUUUCCCUCUCUGCUGGUCAGAGACUGCUUCUGCCAUUUGCGACCAGUGAGGAUGUUGAGAAUAGUCGGCAGUUCCGGAAAGAGGCGAAAGAGAGUCUUGCGGUCGAGUCUGAUUUGGCUAGACAUGCUGGUCAAACACUCUUGAUGCUUCAAGACGUUUUGCCUGCUGGACCACAGCAGUGGAGGAAUAUUCUUAUGCACAGCAUAGAACAAGGAUGUGACUUUUCAUCGCAGGCUGGUCUGGGAGAAGAGGUUGGAGAGGCGUUGUUAUGGCUUUACUUUCGACUCGAUCUCGCAGGCUGCAUCUCGUCUUCCAAGCCACCGCUCAUUCCUUUUCGAUCAUUACUGCGGCGCGACGGUACAUUAAUACACCACCCACAAUCUCAAAUCCAGCCCCAAACCGUCAACCGUGCAUACAAAAAUAUUCUAUGUCUACUCGGACAUUGCUUGUCUCUGAUAUACGGAGACCCCGAAAUGCCGUCUCCGCAUGCAACGGCCCCAGAACUCGCAUUCCCCUCACUCCGACAAUCACAUUUCCUCUCCCAAUGGACCUUCCUCUGGACAGACUGUCAGAAAUGGUACAACGAGCGCCCAGAAGAUGUCCAGCAGAUUGUGGAUAUUCGAGGUGGAGAGGCCGAUCAAAUCGAUCCUGAUCACAACUCGUCCUUCCCGAUUCUUAUCUACACGACGCCAAUGGCGCUGGUCGCUAAUGCUGUCUACCAUAUUACCUCUCUGCUACUAUUGACGCACAAACCGCGGCUUUUGAAAUCCCUUCCAGGUGCUAGGUGUUACACCUCGCAUAUUUGGCAUGCACAGUCGAUAGCUGGGAUUGCAGCAAGCAAUGAUUCCCCGGAGCAAUGGGACCCGAUUUUAAUUGCGGGUCUUCUCACUAUUGCCCGCGAUAUGACACAUGAGUCGCAACAAGUUGUGUUGUUGGAACGAUUAGCCAGGAUCACUGCCACGACGGGAAUAAAUCUUGACCGGGAGACUAAGGCGCUACAAGCAUCGUGGAACAUGGCGCGAUAUGAGGAGGAAUUUGACGAUGAAGCUGAUAUAUGA